This is a messenger RNA of Saccharomyces eubayanus, 1605 nucleotides long. It is a transcript of the gene PIG2, whose product is annotated as putative protein phosphatase regulator PIG2. The record is from RefSeq and is a predicted model, not a curated record. Bases 1 to 1605 code for a protein of 534 amino acids. NCBI's taxonomy places the organism in Eukaryota, Fungi, Ascomycota, Saccharomycetes, Saccharomycetales, Saccharomycetaceae. Gene Ontology annotation, molecular function: protein phosphatase 1 binding; glycogen binding. The transcript has a single exon. Gene Ontology annotation, biological process: regulation of glycogen biosynthetic process. Gene Ontology annotation, cellular component: protein phosphatase type 1 complex.
AUGGCUACCACUACUCAACCACAAAAUAUUUUGAUGGAUGAAUCUUUGAACAUCCCUAGUGGCAGCAACAGCAGUCAUUAUGGGAACACAAAUGCAAAUGUAAGAACUCCCUCGGGGACACACACGCAUCAUCCUAGGCUGAACUCUCUGGACUUUUUGCACAUGCCCAGAAGACUUUCCAAUGUCAAGCUGCACCGACUACCACAAGACGAGCUGCGGAGAAAUACAAAUCUGAACAAGAGCAUGUCCAUCAACGGUAAUCAGGUUCAUGCUCACCAUCCGUUCAUAAACCCGGGUGMAGAAGUCGGUGCUCAUCAGAACGUGGAAAGAGAAGAGGAGGAGGAAGAUGAGAUUUCUCCUCUGUCUCAUGAUAACUUCCAGUAUGAUUCAGAAGAGAAUGCUAAUAAUCCCUCACCCCCCAUCUAUAAGAAAUCUGGCGAACUGGUGAAGAGCUCGCUAAAGAGAAGGUCCAAGUCCUUACCCAUCACCCCCAAAUCUAUCUUCCACAAGGCGGGCGCCAGGGGCAAGCAUGUCAAUCUGGACCACGUGGAUUCAAGGCUGUUGCAAAGAAGUAAAAGUGUCCAUUUCGAUCGUGUCUUACCUAUAAAGCUGUUUAAUGGGAACGAAAAACCUAUAGACGUUAGCAAACAAAUGAUCCAGCAGGAUGUCUUAAAUUUUAAGCACAAGCCUUUGACAAGACUCGAUGAUUUUAACGGUAGUAACGACUGUGUACCCAUCGAGGACUUGUUAUCUGAAGACAGCCAAAACACAUUUCAAGACACGUGGCUACGAAACCCCAAGGGCGUCUUCCUCUUUGGGACGAAUGCCAACAGUCACCACAAGAACAAGAAGAAGUUCUCGCUGGAGGACGAGGAUAGUGAUGACGAUGAGGCUAUAAACCGCUUAGUGAAGAAGCAAGGCAAAGACGAAACUUUCCUCACAAACGGACUAAAGAAUUUGUUGAUAAACAACGAAGACCAAUAUUCAGACGCAAAGAAGGACUCUGACAAAUCAGAGAUCUYACUGGACGCCAACAACUUAUUUUACGGGAACUCGAAAAGAACCGUUGGUCUUUAUAAUAAGAACUUCCCCAUCUUAAGUGAUAGGAACCACAAGAGCUUGAAAUUAAAUGUAUUUUUGAAUUUAUCUCGCGGCAGGCCUGUUUUUCUACAAGAGCUUACUUUACUAUCAGGUUUCCACAACAUGACUAUAGUGGGGAAAGUCUUUGUAAAAAACAUAUACUUUGAUAAGAAGAUCAUUGUAAGGUACACAUGGGAUGCAUGGAAAACGGUCCAUGAAUCAGAAUGCGUCUAUUUCUCUAAUGCAAACGGCAUCUUACCGGGGAACAAUAUGGAUAUCUUCAAAUUCUCCAUCGAUGAUAUACACAAUCCAAACGAUAAAGAUAGUAAUAUAUCGCCAUUAGAGUUCUGUAUUCAAUACUUGACCUGGAGCGUUGAUCGUUCCAGAAAGGAGUAUUGGGAUAAUAACGAUUCAUCGAACUAUAAGAUCGAUGUGGUGACCCAUGAAGCGAGGUUAGGGCCUACAACGGACGUCAAUGACAACUAUGAAAUGAGACACAGUCUUUUCAGAAAUCCAUUCCACUAA